AUGAGAUAGACUAGCGCUAAGAAAGGUUUGACCAUAUCCUCCCACUUCUAAGUUCUAAUAGCAACCGUCAUCUCUGAGCAAUAUUGCUAUGCAGUCGUUUAUCCGGCGAAUUUAGCUUCGGCGGUCGGCCUGAACUCCUUCAGCAUGGCGGCCGCAACCGGCUGCUCUUCCUCACUAUACCCCUUUUCAGUUUUGGUCGCAUCCUCGUCCUCUCAAGGUUGGGCUCUCCCCCCCUUAGCAGAGAGCACCUCGAGGUCCUUCAAGUUCAGGGAUGAUUGGGCUUUGCAACGGUCGAAGCCCUUUGGUUCAGGAGGGAGCUACUUUUACGGUUCCACCCCAUGGGGGAAGUGCAGAUGCAUAUCGAGAUUGACAUGUUAUGGCAGCAUCAUUAAAGUGCGGUCGUCUAACAUAGAUAUUGAAACUGGGAGUUAUGAAGAUGGGAGUCGAGAGAUCAGCCAAAGGAAUCUGGAAAGGGGUUCUAAUUCUCAGGCUUCUCCUAAAUCGACGAAACAUCUGUCUGGAAUUCAAUAUCCAUUGUCAAUUGCUGGUGUGUUACUAGUAUGCUUAGUAGUGUUCUUAGCUAUUGCAUUCACGAAGGGAGGCCCUUCUGCAAUUGUAGCUGGGCUAGCUAAGUCAGGGUUCACUGCUGCAUUUAUGCUGAUAUUCGUUUCUGAGAUUGGAGACAAGACCUUUUUCAUAGCUGCCUUGUUGGCUAUGCAAUAUGAUAAAGCACUGGUUUUGUAUGGAUCAAUGGGAGCUCUUUCACUGAUGACGAUACUGUCUGUGGUAAUUGGACAGAUAUUUCAGUCAGUGCCAGCACAAUUUCAAACUACAUUACCCAUUGGAGAGUAUGCUGCAGUAGCACUUCUUGCAUUCUUUGGUUUAAAGUCAAUAAAAGAUGCUUGGGAACUUCCAUCAAACGUGGAUAAGAAUCGUGGAGCAGCUCCAGAACUCGGUGAGCUUGUUGAAGCUGUGGAGCUUGUUAAAGAAGAGGCAUCUAAAAAUCUCAGAAGUCCUCUUGAGAUCAUUUGGAAGUCUUUCAGCCUUGUUUUCUUUGCGGAAUGGGGUGAUCGCUCAAUGCUGGCUACUAUUGCCUUGGGAGCUGCACAGUCUCCUUGGGGUGUUGCCUGUGGAGCAAUCGCCGGGCACCUGAUAGCAACAUCUUUUGCCAUAUUAGGUGGAGCUUUUCUGGCCAACUACAUUUCAGAAAAAUUGGUUGGCUACAUUGGUGGACUGCUUUUCCUAAUUUUCGCUGCAGCGACCCUUUUUGGAAUUAUAGAUCUAUCCAGAAAUGUGUAUUGA
Molecule: messenger RNA, 1302 nt
Organism: Dendrobium catenatum
Lineage: Eukaryota; Viridiplantae; Streptophyta; Magnoliopsida; Asparagales; Orchidaceae
Product: GDT1-like protein 2, chloroplastic
Exons: 10
Coding region: 145-1302 (385 amino acids)
Biological process (GO): Golgi calcium ion transport; Golgi calcium ion homeostasis; calcium ion transmembrane transport
Cellular component (GO): Golgi apparatus; chloroplast
Molecular function (GO): calcium ion transmembrane transporter activity; manganese ion transmembrane transporter activity
Source: RefSeq, a predicted model, not a curated record